Messenger RNA from Olea europaea var. sylvestris, 1996 nucleotides. RefSeq names its product protein UNUSUAL FLORAL ORGANS. Gene Ontology annotation, molecular function: protein binding. The transcript has a single exon. NCBI's taxonomy places the organism in Eukaryota, Viridiplantae, Streptophyta, Magnoliopsida, Lamiales, Oleaceae. The record is from RefSeq and is a predicted model, not a curated record. The coding region runs from base 520 to 1821 and encodes 433 amino acids.
UCUAUAAAACUGCUUCAUCUAAAACUUUAAAUGUUUAAGAGAAAUAUGUCCCAAAACCGUUCUGAACUUGUAUUUUUCACUUAUUUACUUGCUCCAUUAUCAUAUUGAAUCGUCGUGCCUAAAAUCUUAACACUCAUUUCGUUUGUCCUUUUUUUCUGGUUAGAAGCUUUCACUGCGUCAAUCCAUGAGGAUAAUAGCAGUGAUACUCUGUGGCGCUUGUCCUUCCUCGGCCAUGACAAGCAAAUGCUGAAAUGAUAGAUGGAUCCAUCACACUUUUUCCUCAGCCAAAGAAACAGCAAACUAAACGACCCUUCCUAUAUAAACACUUGCCCUCAUUCAUAAACCAAACUACAAGAACCUAACAAAACCAACAGAGACUGAAACUCUAAUCCAGAAAAGGCUCUACACCUUUUCUUAAUGCCCAGAAUAAUCUUCUGUCUUUACUCUCGCCGAGCAAACAAUAGAAGUCGAGAAUUCUCAUAAUCUAGACAUAGAAUCUUUUGCUUGAUUGCUUUAUUUAUGGAACCAUUUCACACUGGAAUCAGCAAACCAAUUCCGUAUGCCAAUGUUGCCUCUACCCCCAACAUUGGUAGCACGAGUGGCAUUACGACCACUCCAUGGAUGGACACUAGGAUAUGGAGGAGGCUCCCACAAAAAUUGGUCGAUCGAGUUAUUGCGUUCCUUCCCCCACCGGCCUUCUUUCGAGCCCGGGCAGUUUGUAAAAGAUGGUAUGGUCUCGUAUUUUCCAACAACUUUCUUGAACUGUACAUGCAAAUAUCGCCCCACCACCACUGGUUCCUGUUCUUUAAGCAUAAAAGCCUCAAGAACCAUGUCUACACAAACUACAGUGGGAACAACGGCUCUGGCAGACCAAACUAUGAAGGGUACCUUUUUGAUCCUUACAACGUCAAGUGGUACCGCAUUACCUUCCCUUUGAUCCCGCCCGGGUUUUCCCCUGCUUCGUCCUCAGCUGGUUUAAGCUGUUGGGUGUCUGAAGAGGCCGGUUCAAAGAGUAUCCUUUUAUGCAAUCCACUCAUAGGGUCUCUAAUUCAAUUGCCAUCAACGCUAAUGCCAAGGCUCUUCCCUUCAGUUGGCUUAACCAUCACCAACUCCUCCAUAGAUUUGGCUUUUGCAGGAGAUGACUUGAUUUCUCCUUAUGCAGUCAAGAAUUUAACUUCGGAAAGCUUUCAUAUCGAUGAAGGGGGAUUCUAUUCCAUAUGGGGAACGACUGCUUCUCUUCCGAGGCUUUGUAGCCUCGAAUCAGGCCAAAUGGUUCCGGUGAAAGGGCGAUUUUACUGCAUGAAUUAUAGCCCAUUCAGCGUCUUAGCUUACGAUAUUGCCAUGAAUCACUGGUGCAAGAUUCAGGCUCCCAUGCACAGAUUCCUACGCUCCCCUAGCUUGGUCGAGAGCAGAGGAAAACUCAUAUUAAUUGCAGCGGUUGAGAAGAGCAAGCUUAACAUUCCUCGAAGCUUGAGACUCUGGGUUUUGCAAGAAUGCAGGACAAUGUGGGUCGAGAUAGAGAGAAUGCCACAGCAACUGUAUAUCCAGUUCGCCGAAGCUGAAGGCGGCCGAGGAUUCAACUGUGUUGCACAUGGUGAAUUCGUCGUCAUACUCAUCCGACAGUCGGAGAAAGCAUUAUUGUUUAAUUUCAGCAGAAAGAGCUGGGUAUGGAUACCUUCAUGUCCUUGCGCGAAUGGAAGCGGAAUGACUGCGGAAAAUGGUAACGAGUUGCACGGUUUUGCCUACGAGCCUAGGCUUGCUACACCAAUUGCAGCUCUUCUCGAACAACUUACUCAUCCCUUCCAGUCUUUCACUGCAUAAGCCCUGAAUAAGUACGUAGUUUCCACAAGCAAUGCAAUAUUAGGUCCAGUUUCCAAGUGUAUUGAGAAGCCUGUAUCAGAAGGUGGUUCAAAAAUAGUACAAAUAUUUAGCCCUUCAUCAAUGGAUAUCUCAAUAUAUUCAUUCCAAAAUGUUAAAUAGUAGCUGGAACAAGAAU